UCCUCGUCUACUGCCCACCCGUCUGCCAUAGGCACUGACACCCAACCCAGAACGUCCAAUGCGUCUUCCACCGAAGCCUCAACUCAACCAACGUCUGAACCCCUUACCGACAGUCAGCUUCCGCCGCAAAGACACGCGGGAGCUAUCGGGCUCGGUCCCUUGUACGGACAGGGAGUAGGUCUUGGAGAAAAGCUCGGCGGCUUGCAAGAGGAGGUCAAGGGAAAGAUCACGAAGAACCCAGAACUAGUCGAACAUGGGCGUCAGCGGCGUACAGGGAUUUUGAAGAAGAAAGAGCAGGAACAGGAUGAUGAAGAAGACCCGUUCACAAACCCAGAAGAU
Suillus discolor is the source of this 339-nucleotide messenger RNA. RefSeq lists its product as uncharacterized. The transcript is spliced from 3 exons. Lineage: Eukaryota; Fungi; Basidiomycota; Agaricomycetes; Boletales; Suillaceae. The annotation marks the transcript as partial. The record is from RefSeq and is a predicted model, not a curated record.